This is a messenger RNA of Penicillium malachiteum, 1077 nucleotides long. RefSeq names its product dTDP-glucose 4,6-dehydratase. The transcript has 3 exons. Gene Ontology annotation, biological process: nucleotide-sugar metabolic process. The record is from RefSeq and is a predicted model, not a curated record. Gene Ontology annotation, molecular function: dTDP-glucose 4,6-dehydratase activity; oxidoreductase activity. The coding region runs from base 1 to 1077 and encodes 358 amino acids. Lineage: Eukaryota; Fungi; Ascomycota; Eurotiomycetes; Eurotiales; Aspergillaceae.
AUGGAUUUCAAUGACAGCUCGUCCAGCGGUUACUCCUCCAGUCAUGAUGGAAAUAAGGAUCUGGCCCACAUGAAAACGAUAAUGGUGACCGGUGCUGCAGGAUUUAUUGGAGGAUGGUUUGUGCGGCAUAUGCUGCGCGAAUACGGAGACAAGUACAUCAUCGUUGGAUUUGAUAAUCUGGAAUAUUGCGCGUCCCUGGCCAAUUUUACCGAGGUUCAACAUUUGAGCAAUUUCCAUUUUGUCAAAGGGGAUAUUUGUGAUAUCAAAGACGUGGAGAAUAACCUUGGAAGAUAUAGCGUGGAUGCAAUUGUGCAUUUCGCGGCGAAGACUCACGUCGACGAGUCAUUCCGGACUCCCCUUUCAUUUACCGCGACUAAUGUCCUAGGAACUCAAAUCCUGCUGGAGGCUUGUCGAAAACAGGGAAAUAUCCAGAGAAUCGUACAUGUGUCAACAGACGAGAUAUACGGCGAGAAUGACCCGGCUCAGUUAGUUUCAUUCACUGAAGAUCAUCCUAUGAACCCGACAAAUCCAUAUUCAGCAAGCAAGGCAGCAGCGGAAAUGAUAGUCAAGGGAUACCAGAAGUCAUUCAAAAUGCCGAUCAUAAUAACACGGUGCAAUAACGUAUUCGGUCCAUAUCAGUUUCCUGAGAAAUUGAUUCCAAAAUUCAUCAUGCUGUUCAACGAUAACCUGAAGAUGCCAAUCCAUGGCGAAGGGAGGAACGUGCGUGCGUUUCUAUACGCAGCCGAUGCAGCAGAGGCUCUUGACGUGAUAUUCCAUAGAGGCAUCCCCAGCGAGGCUUACAACAUUGCAUCUAGUAACCAGGUGCAGGUUUUGGAAGUUGCAAAAAAGAUUGUUCAGAGCUCAAAGCACCUCUCACGAGAUCUAUUCAACUCAAUCGAAAUGGUAAAGGAUCGGCCUUUCAAUGACAGCAUGUACUGGACCGAUGGAAGCAAACUGGAAGCGCUAGGUUGGAAACAACGCACGGGAUUCGACGAGGGUUUGCAAAGGACUAUCCAGUGGUACUCUAGGAUCGAUGGAGUUUGGUGUCAGCGUGACUCUCCAUGGAAGGAUUAUUGA